This is a messenger RNA of Orbicella faveolata, 2915 nucleotides long. Its product is annotated as adenosine receptor A2b-like. The record is from RefSeq and is a predicted model, not a curated record. Lineage: Eukaryota; Metazoa; Cnidaria; Anthozoa; Scleractinia; Merulinidae. Gene Ontology annotation, cellular component: membrane. Gene Ontology annotation, molecular function: G protein-coupled receptor activity. Gene Ontology annotation, biological process: G protein-coupled receptor signaling pathway.
CUCUGACAAAUUAUCUCAGCACCUUUCAGGAAGGAAAUUCUGCAGGAAAUUAUGUGCUGAAGCCAAAAUAUCUAACAUUACGAGUACUUUUGUGUAUUUAGUCGAAGUUUACCCUCAAACAUUUUAACCGCGUCAGUCUGACUGCUAUGGAGAUUUUCAGACGAAUUUAGCAUCGAUAUACUUUUUGUUUGUUUUUCAAAUUUUGAAUUAGGGUCGUUUUUCCCCAGAGAACAAAUAAGUUGAACACCUGUCAAAGUCUUGCUGUCAUAUGGCGUGUAAAAAGACUAAUGAGAUGCUGAAAAAACACUCGAAUUUUCGACAGUAUUGUUUGAUUAUCGCCACCUGUAAUGAUUAAAACCAACUUUGCCACGGGGGCGAUGCAUUCAUGAAUUCUUAUAAAGCGGCAAGAAAUCGGAUAAACAAAAACUAUAAUUUUCAUCAGUGAAAAUGACGAAUUCUUCGUGCAUGCAAAGCCAGAUUUUAUUAUUGUGACUACAAUGUCUGCAUGACGGUUUUCAGUUUCACUAACUCAAGUUAUUACAAGCAGCAAAAGGAGCGGCCACCCAGAUUUUAAAGUUUUUCAAGCUUGGCAAGAGGGAAAAUUGUGACCUAUCAUGUACGGCUUUUUUGACACUGAAAAGCUGAUGUAGGAAAAAUGACAGCUUUACAGGUAUAAAAGCAUUUUAAUGUUGUUAUAUAAAUCAAGAUCAUGAGAGAUUCAUACUGUGCAGAGCUGCUGCGAUAUAUGCCCUCGAGCACCGAUGUUAAAAACCUUCGUUCCUCUCUAAUGAUCAAUUGUGUCGUGAACGCCUUCCUAGCUUAUAGCACGGUUAUUUUGAACUGUGUAACAAUCCAUGCCGUGCGGAAAACAUCUUCUUUGUCGACACCGUUAAAAACAUUGCUGUUGAGCCUUGCUGUUUCGGAUGUCAGUAUUGGUUUGCUAAAUCAACCGUUUUACGUCGCGCUAUUGUCGAGAUCUCUUCAAGGUUUCAACCUCGACUGUACUGCAUACACAUCUUUCACCUUCGUCAUAGUAUUCUUUACAUCAGCUUCGCUCUUUGGAGUGAUGGCCGUGAGUGUAGACAGGUACAUGGCUAUUCAUCUACACCUCAGGUAUCGAGAACUUGUAACCGAAAAGCGAAUCGUGGCCGGUGUGGUUUUGAUAUGGGUUUUGAGCGGUUGCAUGUCGUCGAUCUUUCUAUGGAUCCCUCCUAACCUCUUCGCUCUGACAUUUGCGAUUGCCGCAGCAAUCUGCCUCCUGUUUUCAACGUUUCUUUAUUUCAAGAUUUACACCAUCGUCAAGCGUCACAGUACCCAGAUCAGACAAAUGCAGCUACAGCGAGUGAGGAACGCUUUUCGUAACGACGAACUCAUGACUAAUUUUGCCAGCCUUAGAAAGUCCGCCAUAGGAACUUUUUAUGUGUACGCAGUGUUUUUACUCUGCUAUACGCCUCAUGCCUUUAGCCUCAUCGCCAUUUCAGCUCGAGCGGGAUCACCUACAGCAAUGAAAGGAUUGUAUCUGUACUCUUUGACUUUAACUUUUCUCAAUUCAUGUCUUAACCCUGUUAUUUAUUGCUGGAAAAUGAGACCCAUUCGCCGGGCCGUGUUGAACAGUUUGCCAUUUUUGCGAAACACUGAACGCGAAAGCUUUUGGCAAACCAGGACUUAUAAUGAAGAAGGAACUGUUUUUAGUCUCUGACAUUUUUCUCCCCAGCAGUUUCGCAGCUGAUAUCAAUUCAAUCCAAUUUGUGGGUUUAUAUUAGAGCGCUUACCUAACUUAUAGUCAAACUUGUGUUUCCCUUGAUGCUACGUUUGAAUAGAGUCUUAACUCAUCACAAAAAAAUGCGCUUCGUGUACUGUGUAUUAAACCGAUUAAAAUCUAUGAUCGCUCCCUCUGCGUCUCAUUGUAAGCCUUUUUUAUGCUUUUUCCUCGUUUUUAUUCCCCUCCCUUCAGUUCCCCGACAGAGAAUUGGCUUAAGCCUUUUUUCGAAACAAUCCAUCUUUUUUUAUUUCUUCACGAAUUUUUUCCAGCCUUUUUUCUAUCCCAGAAAUUAACAUUUCAAGGUUUCUUUCACCUUGAAUGCAAUUAUGUGCGCCGCGAACCAUAACUGAUGUAAUCAACUUUUAAAAAAAUGCUCGAAAAUAAUUGGCUGUUAAUAUGCGGUUCUACUUUUCACUAAAUUGAACACAGAGGAGCGAGGGUGUCCAAUAACUGUAAAGUGUCUAAUAACAAGAUCUAAUAACAAGAUCUCCCAUGACAAAUUAAAGUCGCGCGACCUGCACUUGAUUGGUUUCCUUCUUGUAACUGGAUAUGUUCCUAUUUCACGUUCCCAAAACAUCUUGGAAACAUGUCUCUUUUUCCUGCUCAUUUUGUCUGAUAGAGAUGAGUAACUGAUAACACACUUCACUUUGCCAAAAUUUCUUAGUAGUGAUUCAACUUUGUUGACUGGCACGACAACUGGAAAGAAAACAUCAUGGCAUGCAAUCAAAUUCGCAGUUAAACAAAAUAAAUUUUGUUUAUCAAAUUUCUGAUUACAGAAAGAAUUAGACUGCACUCAGACCUAACAAUGUUGAUCUUGCUCUGUCUCAAAUCGAAAUAAUCUCAUCGCACUUUGUCACUAAAACAGCUGCGUCUCCUGGUAAUAACUGAGCUGUCACGUUUAGUAACUAUCGUAGUUCUUUGUAAUGACACUUGACGCAUUGUGGAAGAAAUUGAGCUGUCGCUGUCGAAGACGAUGUGAUUAAGGGAGUUUAAGAAAACCACUGCGGCAACGACAACGGGAAAGUCACUAAACAAAAGGUUUAAUGAGUAGAACAAUUGCUGUGCUCGUGGGUUGUAAUUCUUGGUACAUUUCUUUGCCGUCCUCUGCAAAACAACAACGUGAAAUGACCAAAUUCUGCGAUGUCUGGAGAAC